GCAUCGCCUAGCAACCAGCCGAACAGCCCCAAUGGCCGUCCCGCAACAUGGUCCUGGUCUGCGCAGCGCAAGAUGGCGAGGCUCUAUCUGUUUACCACGCUGCCGGUUGACAAGAUCCGGGCCAUCAUCAACGCGCUGUCUCCCGAUAGAACGAUCAAACAGAGCUCGGCAAACAAAAGACUUCAGCUGCUGUUCGAUAAAGAGCCCCGAUGGCUUCACCCGCGCGAUGAAGACGAUAUGGAACGGCGAGUCACCGAGCUGGCCAAUUCGCCGGUGCAGCUUCGUCUGGCGUCGGAGGCGCAUGCGUCUCCCAGCGACGCCUGCUCUGGCUCAACCUUCUUUGGCAGCGAGGCCUUGUUCGAGUCUCAAGCGUCGGUUUACUACUCUGCCAGCGAUAUCCUACCAGAAGAGAGCAUCAGCCAGGGCUGGAGCAGCAGAGACGACGGCGCAGGCGCUCGGCCACGCGACAAGCGCUUUGCCAACUUCCUCCGCCAGACAACUUCCCUGACCGACUCGAGUGCAAACACCACCGGGACCUUCAGAGAGCAUCUCAAGGGAUACGCGGAGCCAUACGUCAAAGUCGUCAAGCGUCUUGUCAAGAGAUUCACCUCACUGUCGCUUGACCGCCAGGGCAUGUCGCGCCAGCACAGCAUGCGCGUGGUGUGGGACGAGGACUGGAUCAGCGAUCCUGAGGCGACGGACUUGUCCAGCAGGGACAUUCCUUUGCCCGGGAGCCUGCUCUACCUCAACCGUUCUGCUCCGUCCGGGUGUGAUCCCAGCAUGAUUCCUUCAUGGGAAGAUGGGGCUUACAGACACCAACGGCACUUUGACUGGACGAUGUUCAGGGGGCCAUCCUCUCGUGCUGCCGCCCUUUUCGGGGUGUCUCUGUCCCAGGACGACAUUCAUCGGCGCGACUCCCAUCAACACACCGUGCUGCAUUUCAUGGCCGCUCAGGGACAGUUUCAAGCGCUGUAUGCAGCUCUCAGCAGCGGUGCCGCUACCAAUAUCGUCAAUGUCCAAAACACCGCUGGGCAGACGUUUAUGCACCUCAUCAGGGAUGAUGCAUAUGAGUUGAGUGAUGCAGGCUUGUCACAACUCAUCGAAGCCGCGCGGGCCUUGGGGUUCAACAUGCUCGCGAGGGACUGCUUUGGCCGGUCCUCCUUGCACUCCCUCACGAUGCUGGGCAAGACGGUGCACACAAGGUGCUUACAUGGCCUCGAUCCUCGCGAGUAUCUCCAACGCGAUGCGUUUGGAAAUAUACCACCGGUAGGGCCUUGUGAGACAGAGCAGCUAGUCUAUCCCAAUGCCGUGAGGGAACGUGUGUUAGGCAUCGACCCCGAUAGAGUACCGGACCGCGCCAUGGACCCUGGGCGGAGCGAUCAUCCAGCGAUAUCGCAAGAGAGUCAGCUGUUGCAGAACAUAAGGGUGUCGAUGCUCAACCCCUUCCACGAGGACCGGUGCGGCAACAAUGGCCUCCACUGCCUUGCCAUGGCGCCGCUGAGCGUGGCAAGCUUAGCAGAGCGGCACGACCUGGAUAUCUCCUUGGAAACAGGGGAGUUUGGCGUUUCCAGCCAUCAGGAGGCAGUGGACUCGUCAGAGCAGAAGCUGCGAUUGCGAUACGAGACGCUGCAGACGUUGCUUGCUGCCGGACAGGACCCGAACCACCGUAACAUGUUUGGCAACACCCCGCUCAUGGCCUUUGUCGCGGCGCUGCCGGAGGAGGACGAGUACAAGCUUGGGCCAGCCAUCCUGCAGCUCCUUGUCUCCAAGGGCGCCGACGUCAACGCGCGGAACAAGAAGGGCGAGACGGCGCUGCACGUUGCCGUGCGCUUCCACCGCAAGCUCGCUGCUAAAGCGCUGGUCAUGGCGGGGGCCAACGUGGAUGUGCGCAACUCGGACGACAAGAGCCUGCUUGACGUCUGCGACGCGCACAUUCCGUUUGAGCCUAAGGAGUAUGCCAAGUACCUGGCGUGCAGGGCGUGGCUGAGCGGGCCAGCGAGGGCGCAGCAGAGUCCGUCGUUUUGGGAGGAGUGGAGGGUC
Messenger RNA from Trichoderma reesei QM6a, 2040 nucleotides. RefSeq lists its product as uncharacterized. The record is from RefSeq and is a predicted model, not a curated record. Gene Ontology annotation, cellular component: nucleus; cytoplasm. Gene Ontology annotation, molecular function: protein binding. The transcript is spliced from 3 exons. The annotation marks the transcript as partial. Lineage: Eukaryota; Fungi; Ascomycota; Sordariomycetes; Hypocreales; Hypocreaceae.